Molecule: messenger RNA, 870 nt
Organism: Cygnus olor (mute swan)
Lineage: Eukaryota; Metazoa; Chordata; Aves; Anseriformes; Anatidae
Product: olfactory receptor 14J1-like
Exons: 1
Biological process (GO): G protein-coupled receptor signaling pathway
Cellular component (GO): membrane
Molecular function (GO): G protein-coupled receptor activity; olfactory receptor activity
Source: RefSeq, a predicted model, not a curated record
GCCCUCCUGGGCAACGGCCUCAUCAUCACAGCCGUAGCCUGCGACCACCGCCUCCACACCCCCAUGUACUUCUUCCUCCUCAACCUCGCCCUCCUUGACCUGGGCAGCAUCUCCACCUCUAUCCCCAAAGCCUUGACCAAUUCCCUCUGGGACACCAGGGUCAUUUCCUAUGUAGGAUGUGCUGCACAGGUCUUUCUCUUUCUCUUCUUCAUUGGAGCUGAGUUUUGUCUUCUCACUGUUAUGGCCUAUGACCGCUAUGUCGCCAUCUGCCAGCCCCUGCACUAUGGGACCCUCCUGGGCAGCAGAGCCUGUGCCACCAUGGCAGCAGCUGCCUGGGGCAGUGGCUUUCUCAAUGCUGUCCUGCACACAGCCAAUACAUUUUCACUGCCUCUCUGCCAGGGCAAUGCCCUAGACCAGGUCUUCUGUGAACUUCCCCAGAUCCUCAAGCUCUCCUGCUCAGACUCCUACCUAAGGGAAGUUCGAGUUCUUGUUGUUAGUGCUUUUUUAUUUUGGGUGUGUUUUGUUUUCAUUGUUCUGUCUUACUUGCAGAUCUUCAGGGCUGUGCUGAGGAUUCCCUCGCAGCAGGGACAGCACAAAGCCUUUUCCACGUGCCUCCCUCACAUCGCUGUGGUCUCUCUGUUCCUCGGCACUGCCAUGUUUGACCAUCUGAAGCCACCCUCCAUCUCUUCUCCAUCUCUGGAUCUGGCAGUGGCAGUUGUGUACGCGGUGGUGCCUCCAGCACUGAACCCCCUCAUCUACAGCCUGAGGAACCAGGAGCUAAAGCAUGCCCUCAGGAUAUUGAUAACUAGUGUUUCAAAAAGAACAAGCUACUUAUCUUGUUACAAGCCACAAAAAUGGCUUGUAAUGUAA